AUGGUGCACCCUCUCAAGGCUCGCCGCAGCGCUGGGCGGCGGCAAGGUGCGACGCGCUCGCUGCGGCUGACGCGGAAGGUGAUCGACCGCCAGCGCGGCGUCGAGACUUGCUCCGCAUGCCACGGGCAGGGCGCGCGGAUCCAGACGAUCCGGAUGGGUCCGAUGAUCCAACAGGUGCAAAAGACGUGCGAGGUGUGCGGAGGGACGGGGCAGACGUUCCGCCAGUCCAAGCAGCAGGAGACGCUCGACGUCCACAUCCCCAAGGGGGCGCCCGACCAGCACAAGAUCAACUUCUCCGAAAAGGCGCCCGCCCCUCGCCCCCUCGCUUGA
Emiliania huxleyi CCMP1516 is the source of this 330-nucleotide messenger RNA. RefSeq names its product DnaJ, heat shock 40 kDa protein. The record is from RefSeq and is a predicted model, not a curated record. The transcript is spliced from 2 exons. Bases 1 to 330 code for a protein of 109 amino acids. NCBI's taxonomy places the organism in Eukaryota, Haptophyta, Isochrysidales, Noelaerhabdaceae. Gene Ontology annotation, cellular component: cytoplasm. Gene Ontology annotation, molecular function: Hsp70 protein binding. Gene Ontology annotation, biological process: protein refolding.